CACACACACACACACACACACACACACACACACAGAGACAAGCACACAUGUCAGGCUGUGGCUUCAGAUAUGGUUUUAGCCAAUGAAGAAAGGCAGCCUUCACCCACAGCUAAGUGCUCUCUUUUGGCCCCAUGCAUCACUCGUGUCAGUAAAGUGGCCCUGGUGAGAGAGGAGGGGGUGACAGAUGAACCGAGAGGCCGAUUGCUUUCUUUCCCUUCAAUCACGGCUCUGUGGCCGCGCAGCCUGUCCCGCAACGCUGGCCUCUGCCAAAAAUGUGUCGGCUCCCUCCAUACAAGCGUGAUCAAUGGCGAUGGUGUCUGGCUGUGUGACUGUAACACUGCGUUUGAUUGGCUUACCUCUGUCACAUCCGCCUCAGACAACAACACAAAGAUGGCAUUUUGGAAGCAACAUGAAAAACUGACAAAUAGACCAAUUUAUUUAUUUAUUUUUCCUUCACUGGUCGGUCAUGGACUGCACCCUGAAUCAGUUGGUAGCACUGUUGCCAGGCAACAAGAAGGUCCUGGGUUCAAAUCCUGCGUGGAGUCUGCAUGUUCCCCCAGUGCACGCAUGGAUUCUCUCCAGGAACUCUGGAUUCCUCCCAUGGUCCAAAAACAAGACUUUCAGGUUCAUUGGUAUCUUAAACUGCUCUUAGUCGUGAAUGUGGCCGUGCCUUUUUAUCUGCCGUGUGAUGGAAUGGCGACCUGUCCGGGGUGUACCCCGCCUCUCACCCAAUGGCUGCUGGAGAUAGUGGCGAUAGGCGGAGAGACAGAGGAGGUGAUGCAUCCAUCAGGUCUAGUGGCUACAGAACCAGCCUGUGGGGGCAGCGUUAUGAUCUGGGGUCGCUACGGUUGCUCAGGUCUUGGUUCAGCGACGUUGCGUGUCCAAAGAAAAAAGUCAGGCGACAAUCUGAAGCUACUGAACGACCCGGUCAUUCCAUCAGUGAAUUUCUCAAGGAUUCAUUGGGUCAAACUGUAAAACAGCGACGCCCUUUUCUCACAUAGAUUGGCCACCAUGGCGUAUCCCUUGGAUGUGCUGGAGAAAAUCGUCACAUUGGUUCGCCUCUCCCAUGAUCUCUUCAAGGCUGCGGUGGAAAAUCAAUGCCUCUGCUUGAACGAAGCCGCAGCAAAUGCACGGUGAAAGAAAUUAUUAGUGUGUGCAACUUUUUCUUGGGAACGUGAUGUGUUUGUUUUACUCCUUGAAAAGGUAAAAAUAAAGACUGGACAAAAUCUGAACCAGCAGGAUGGAUCUCAAACACAUCUAGGAACUGGUAUCUCCUCAGAGAAGCUUGUUUCUACUUGAUUUAAAACACAGAUUCUCUCUUUGAGGUUUCCUGCAAACUCCUCGACCCACAGCGGUCCUGUAGACUGAUGCACAUGUGUCUGUACAUCUUUAAUUAUUUGGAGGCGUGUUUCUUUAAUUUCUGGUCAUGUUUUGAUUUAGAUAGUUCCAUUUUAAUCUUCCUUGUGUUUCUGCAAGCUUCUCAUUGCAGCUUUGUUUC
This is a messenger RNA of Fundulus heteroclitus (mummichog), 1498 nucleotides long. RefSeq lists its product as uncharacterized. The coding region runs from base 70 to 975 and encodes 301 amino acids. The transcript has 2 exons. The record is from RefSeq and is a predicted model, not a curated record. NCBI's taxonomy places the organism in Eukaryota, Metazoa, Chordata, Actinopteri, Cyprinodontiformes, Fundulidae.